Salvelinus fontinalis (brook trout) is the source of this 5250-nucleotide messenger RNA. Its product is annotated as osteopetrosis-associated transmembrane protein 1-like. NCBI's taxonomy places the organism in Eukaryota, Metazoa, Chordata, Actinopteri, Salmoniformes, Salmonidae. Gene Ontology annotation, cellular component: cytosol. The record is from RefSeq and is a predicted model, not a curated record. The transcript is spliced from 6 exons. The coding region runs from base 98 to 1030 and encodes 310 amino acids.
CAUCGUGUGCUGUACACACCAGGAACAGGAAGUGAUGGACUGUUAUGAAGAGUGAGUUUUGGAAUACAGUCACGGUUCGGAAGGUGCUUCUUCAAACAUGUAUAUCUUCCAGGUGGCUGCGUUAUUGAUAGCGUUGCUAUAUUAUGGCAAUGCUCAAACGUCUACUGUCGCUGUGAACCCCACCAUUCUGGGUUCAGAGCUGAGCGCAGACGGCUUGAAGCAGCUCGCUGCGGCAGUGGCGCCGCAGUCGCCCGUGUUUCACCCUAGCCGCGGUUCCUAUUUUUCUCUCAAUCUGUUGUCGGCGUUUCCAGAAGAUCUGGAGGUCAGCGAAUACUGCGUCGAGCUGCUGGCUAUCUUUGGGCAGCGAUAUUCAACGUAUGUGAAUUGUUUGGUGUCUGCCGCGCGUCCUGUCAAAGUGUGCCAAAAUUGUUAUGGCACCCACGACAACCUCAUGGAGAUUUACACAAACAUAUCAUCAGACCAGAUGGGCCCAGGGAAUGUGAGCUGCAGAGACAGCCUCCUGCGUUCUGACAGGCUGAUGUUGGUGUUUCUGCUCUACAACAACCUGGAGGACAUCUGGACUGGUUCAGAAUGUAACAGUUGUGUAAGCCUGGGACUCCACAGCCUGACCAAUGACACCCUUUACUUCAUGGCCAUUCUCAACCAGUCCCUCAGAUGUUUUGAGAAGUUCCAACAGGGGAACCACUCGGCGCUAUGUAAGGAGUGCAAGGCCACAUACAGAGGACUGAAUGAGCUGUACAGCCGCAUGGAGAAGAAUCGCACACUCUGCAUCGACAUCGAGGACUCAAUGAAUAUGACCCGUAGACUGUGGAGCAAGAAUUUCAAUUGUUCCUUCCCCCGGGCAGAGAACGUUCCUGUCAUCGCCGUGUCCAGCUUCAUGCUCUUUCUGCCCAUCAUCUUCUACUUGAGCAGUUUCCUUCACUCGGAACAAAAGAAACGCAAGCUCAUACACCCCAAACGAGCCAAGUCCAACACCAGCCUCGUGAACAUCCAGGACAGGUUAAGCUGAGGUCGAGAGAAGGAUAAGGAAGAAAUGGAAGAGGAUGAGGAGGAAUGUUUGUCGUCCUCGGCCACCUGUUCCUUUGGUUUGUCCAAAACCUCUCCUGGAUGCAAAUGUCAUUUCCUCUGUGACUGUGGUUUCAACCAGUUCUGUAAUGACAGAGAAGUCAAAAAGAGCACCCCCUGUGGGCGAGAAGGAUGCCAAUCAUCAGUAUUUUUUCUCUUAAGAUAUCAUAGCAAACGGAAACAGCGGAAUAUUUGUAACAGAAGAUUAGUUAUAAUUGCACUGUUCAUGUCACGCUUUGAACCGCCUACCCCCACCCCACCCAUUGCUUCUACAACAAAAUACACACAAUAGAAAUGCACCAUGACCUGCUGCUGAUUUAUAAGCAAUGGGGAGUUAAGUAUUUUUUGUAUUUCAUUAUUUAUCUUUGUGUCAAGAGAUGAGAAAUGGGUUUUGUCUCUCUACUGUAAUGUCACUGUGACACAGACUGGCAGACAGAAAGCACUUGAUGUCCUUUAGAUGUGACAUAUACCUACCGUGUUAAAGUGGAUGACAGCUGAGAUGGAGAGAAUCUUUUAAAUUAUAUAUACAGUCAGGUCCAAAAUUAUUCGCACAUUUGGGAAAGAUGAGCAAAAAACACUUCUAAAAUAAAUAAUACAAAUGUUCUGUAUUGCAUGCAAAAAAAUCGUAAAUUAUAUUCAGUUAUACUAAUAUAAUUGCUCAGAGAAAAUAAUUGGCACUCCUGUUUUCACUACUCCAUCACCCUUCCCUUACAUGUGAGCAAAGAGCUCUAUUUUCAUGUCAUCCAACAUGUAAUGCCUGGAGUCUGCUUAAUGACAUUUGCACUUGGAUUGGAACUGGUGCUAUGGUCAGAUGACAUGAAAAUAGAGCUCUUUGGCCACUCAUACCAGUGGUAUGUUUUGCAUCAGAAGAAAGAUGCUUAUGCAGAAAAUAAACCUCUCUACUGUAAAAUAUGGUGGUGGAUCUUUGAGGUUAUGGGGCUUCCACUGGCCCUGGUUAAGGUCAAUGGUAUCAUUAACUUUACCUAGUACCAGAACAUUUUCGCCAGGAGGCUGAAACUUGGCCACAAAUGGACCUUCUAGCAAGACAAUAACCCCAAGCACAUAUCAAAAUCCACAAAGAAAUGGUUAGUUGGCCAUUUAAUUGGCCUUAAAAUCGGUCUCUGGACUUGAAAGCCAUUUAAAACCUGUAGUUUGCAUUGAAGAGGGCGAAGACGAAGGAUAUCAGGGAUCUCGAAAGAUUAUGUAUGAAGGAAUGGUCUAAACAAAUCAACGUUUUUUGGUCACGUACACAGUUUAGCAGAUGUUAAAGCGGGUGCAGCAAAAUGCUUAUGUUACUAGCUCCUAACCAUGCAGAAAAAUGUCAAAUGGGUGGGUCAAUGAUGAAUAACGAUUAAAAAAAAGUAUUAAUGCUUAUUGAAGUUAUUUCUACCUUCAGUAGUGUUGUGUGUACCGGUCAAACUUUUUACGAAGAAGGAGAGUGAUGGAGUGCUGCAUCAGAUUACCUGGCCUCCACAAUCCCCCGACCUCAACCAAAUUGGGAUGGUUUCGGUUGAGUCGGACCACAGUGUGAAGGAAAAGCAGCCAACAAGUGCUCAGCAUCCUUCAAGAUUGUUUGAAAAGCAUUCCAGGUGAAGUUGGUUGAGAGAAUGCCAAGUGUGUGCAAAGCUGUCAUCAAGGCAAAGGGUAGCUAUUUUGAAGAAUCUCAAAUAUAAAAUGUAUUUUGAUUUGUUAAACUUCUUUGGGAUAGGUGUCUCUUCCACGGGACGGUUGAGCUAACGUAGGCUAAUGCGAUUAGAAUUAGGUUGUAAGUAACAAAAACAUUUCCCAGGACAUAUUGGCAGAAAGCUUCAAUUAUUGUUAAUCUGCACUGUCCAAUUUACAGUAGCUAUUACAGUGAAGGAAUACCAUGCUAUUGUUUGAGGAGAGUGCACAGUUUUGAACAUAAGUUAUUAAUAAACAAAUUAGGCACAUUUGAGCAGUUUUCACAAUUUUUAAAAAACAUAAAUGCAAUGGUUCAUUGGAUCAGUCAAAAACUUUGCAUUUACACUGAAUCCAUCUAGUGGCCAAAAUCUAAAUUGCACCUGGGCUGGAAUAAUACAUGCCCUUUCUCUUACAUUUCAAAGAUUUAAAUGUUUUUUUUUUUUUCUCUCUUUGUAUUAUCUUUUACCAGAUCUAUUGUGUUGUAUUCUACUACAUCCCUUUCACAUUUCCAUAAACUUCAAAGUGUUUCCUUUCAAAUGGUACCAAGAAUAUGCAUAUCCUUGCUACAGGCAUUUAGAUUUGGGUAUGUCAUUUUAGGCAAUAGGUUAAAAAAGGGCUAAUCCUUAACUUCUCUGCGCUACGGAUCCCUUUUCCUGUUUUAUUUUCCUAAACAACCGCUGAAUUGCAGGGCGGAAAAUAUUACAAAAAAUAUUUAUAAUCAUGCAAUCACAAGUGAAAUAUACCAAAACACAUUUUAGCUUGUUAAUCCACCUAUCGUGUCAGAUUUGGAAAAUAUGCUUUACAGAGAAAGAAAGCUUUUGUGAGUGUAUCAAUCAAUGCUAGAACAGCUAGCCCCAAAUUAGCAUGGUCACCAAAGUCAGAAAAGUUAAUCGCUUACCUUUGAUAAUCUUCGGAUGUUUGCACUCACGAGACUCCCAGUUACACAACAAAUGUUAUUUUUGUUCAAUAAAUAUAAAUUUUAUAACAAAAAAAACGCCAUUUGGGUUGCGCGUUAUGUUCAGAAAACCAAAGCCUCGUUCUGUUUGAUGAAAAUUCCAAAAAGUAUCCUUAAUGGUCGUAGAAACAUGUCAAAUGUUUUUUAUAAUCAAUCCUCAGGUUGUUUUUAACAAACGUAAUCGAUAAUAUUUCAACCGGACCGUAACCUACUCAAUAAGAAAGAAAAAGAAAAUGGGGAGCUACCCUCUCGCUCGCAGGAACUAAUCUGAGGACACCUGACUACUUUAGAAAAAUCUCGUUCAUUUUUCAAAAUAAAAGCCUGAAACUAUGUCUAAAGCCUGGUCACAGCCUGAGGAAGCCAUUGGAAAAUGAAUCUGGUUGAUACCCCUUUAAAUGGAAGAAAGACGGGCCAGGAAACACAGAUUAAAAAAUAUAUAUAUAACUUCCGGGUUAGAUUUUCUUAGGUUUUCGUCUGCAGAAUCAGGUUUGUUAUACUCACAGACAAUAUUUUGACAGUUUUGGAAACUUUGGAGUGUUUUCUAUCCUAAUCUGUAAAUUAUAUGCAUAUUCUACGAUCUGGACCUGAGAAAUAGUCUGUUUACCUUGGGAACGUUAUUUUAAAAAAAUCUGCCCCCUAGCGUCAAGAGGUUUUAAGAGGUUUAACACUUUUUUGGUUACUACAUGAUUCCAUAUGUGUUAUUCCAUAGUUUUGAUGUCUUCACAAUUAUUCUACAAUAUUAAAUAGUAAAAAUAAAGAAAAACCCUUGAAUGAGUAGAUGUUCUAAAACUUUUGACCGGUAGUGUAGUCACCGAGAAUUAAAUCCAUUCAUUUAUAUUUUGAAUCAUAUUAUUUCUCCCUUGAAUAAUGUCAUUCGGUGUAACGGUAAUGGAUUUUCAAAUUACUUGAUUAUUUGCCAGUAUUAGCAUUCAGCUGUUUAUAGAUAGUAAUAGUUUAUCAACAAACAUCUACUGCUUUGAAAAUCAUACAUUUUGGCCUUUCUACUAUCAUGAGGUAAUUUGCUGAUUUUAGCACCCUAAAUGUCACGCUCAAAAGUGAAAAAAGCAGGAAAAUGUCUAAAUGCUUUUCUGUAAAGAGGUAAAGAUUGUUGUUGUCAUGGAUCAGCUUUAAUAUUGCAGAUUGUGGCUUCCAUCAAUGUUGUCUGCAUAAUUGUCUGCAUCAUUUCCAAUCCCCCAUAUAAAACAAUAUAUUUCCCUUUUAUUAUUUUCCCCUAACCCUAACAUCACUCUCCUGAUUGGAGUACAAUAAUGGACAAGAACACUUAGGCGUCUACCUCCAGCUUAUACAUGCUAUAUACAUUUUACGGACACAGUAUAUUUUACAAUAGUUAUCUUUUGUUUUGUUUUUAGUCCCAUCCUUCAGCUACACUUAACCCCUCUCAUCUCUGAACACCAUCCAGUUUUGAUUUAUAUUUGCCAUAUAUUUUUCAACUGUGCUGUGAUGUUUCGCAAAAGAUUUGAACCUUUCUAUUUUCAUAGUUUCUACAGAUUGUAAAUUGAAAAUAAACUGUUUUGCUAAGAGUAUUA